Amphibalanus amphitrite is the source of this 3488-nucleotide messenger RNA. Its product is annotated as zinc finger RNA-binding protein-like. Bases 77 to 3061 code for a protein of 994 amino acids. The transcript has 15 exons. Gene Ontology annotation, cellular component: precatalytic spliceosome. Gene Ontology annotation, molecular function: single-stranded RNA binding; zinc ion binding; double-stranded RNA binding. The record is from RefSeq and is a predicted model, not a curated record. NCBI's taxonomy places the organism in Eukaryota, Metazoa, Arthropoda, Thecostraca, Balanomorpha, Balanidae.
GUCUUUCGUAUUUCUAAAAAUUAUUUUGUGAUUCAUUGAAAAAGAAGGCAAUAUUUUUUUGUACUCUUUCUUCAAAAUGCUUUCAAUUGCUUUCAAGCACCGCGUCCGCCGCGUCCUGACCAGUACUGACAACCCUCUAUUUUCUCCCGUUUCCGCAUCCGGCGUCCUUUUCCGUCCGGCGUUCUCGGGGGAAGGUUGCCCGCUCGCAGAGCUACGAAAAUUUAUUAGUUUUACUGGCCAGGGCAUGGCAGCAAAUAAUUACUUUGGGUUUACACACGGAGGAACUCAAUACGGUGCUGCUGCUGCUGCCGCAGCCGGUGCCGCAGCAUACCAGGCCACGCCGGCCGCCGGCUACGCGGCCGUAGGGCAUACUCCGGCGGCGGCGGCGACGUACGCUGCGCAGCGCGCCACCACUGCCUACGAGGCGGCGGCGGCCUACCAGCCGGCGGCGGCCACUAGCUACGCGGCCACGGCCAGCUCGGCGCCCACCUACGACUACUCGUACACGCGCGCGCAGACCUACGACAACGCGGCCAAGACGGCCGCCUUCUACCCGCAGCCGACUAGCACGUCAUUCUCGGCGGCAGCCGACCCCGCCUUCCAAGCUAAGUCGUCCACGACGUAUACGGCAGGUUAUCAGAACGCGGCCGCUCGUCCGGCCGGUCAGGCUUCCAAAACGUACAACUAUCCGGCGGCCGGUGCCGCCCAGUCUUACACGUACCCGAACCAGGCAGCCGCCGCCGCCACGGCCAACAAAAACUACAGCGGGUAUGACGCGGCGCUGUACAACGCGGCCACGUUGUACGUGCAGCAACAGGCGCACACGGCUCCUAAGGGCGCCGGCACGUGGAAGGCGUCGCGGCCCGGCGUCGGCGCCACCAUCGGCCAGAAGCCCAAGCUGAAGCAGCCGCCCAAGCCGCAGCAGCUGCACUACUGUGACGUGUGCAAGAUCAGCUGCGCCGGACCGCAGACGUACCGGGAGCACCUGGAGGGCCAGAAGCACAAGAAGAAGGAGUCUGCGCAGAAGCAGACUGCGGGAACAACGCCGAACGCUCCACGCGGCGGCAACUCUCUGCGCUGCGAGCUGUGCGAUGUCACCUGCACCGGCAGCGACGCGUACGCGGCCCACAUCCGCGGCGCCAAACACCAGAAGGUGGUGAAGCUACACACCAAGCUGGGCAAGCCGAUCCCGUCGACGGAGCCGGUGGUGGUCCCGGGGAAGUCGACCACCACCACGGCCAAGACGGGCGCGGCCACCACCACUGCCGUCACCAAAACCACUGAGGUCACCAAGGUCGUCGCCACGCCCAAAAUCAACUUUGUCGGCGGCACCAAGCUGACGACCACCACGCCGACGGCCACGGCCGCCGCCGCGGGCACCGCCGUCAAGGAGGAACCCAAGGAGGCUGCUGCUGCUGCUGCCCCUGCCGCGGCGGCGGCGGCGGCGCCGGCAGUGGCGCGGGACGAUACGGUGGCAGUGGCCGCCGCCGCCCUCGGCGAAAAGGAGGUGGAGCCCGUGGGACAGGAGUACAUCGAGGAGAUCAAAAACGAGGAGGGUAAGGUCGUCAGCUUCAACUGCAAGCUGUGCGAGUGCCGCUUCAACGACCCGAACGCCAAGGAGAUGCACAUGAAGGGCCGCCGGCACCGGCUGCAGUACAAGAAGAAGGUGAACCCGGAGCUGAUUGUGGAGGUGAAGCCCAGCCUGCGCCAGCGGAAGCUGCAGGAGGAGAAGCUGCGCCGACAGCAGAUGCGCGAAGAGAUGUGGCGCCGCCGCGAGGAGUCGGCCAUGGACGACGAGGAGCGUAUCUACUGGGAGGAGCGGCGCCGCUAUGAAGAGGAGAUGGAGUACUUCGAGUGGUGUCGGCGCGGCGCCGGACGUGGCAUGCCGCCCUUCGGGCCCAUGGGACCGAUGGGACCGCGCUUCGGACCCAUCCCGCCCAUGCUGCGCCGUCCGGACUCGGCCGACGACCGGCACGUGAUGGCCAAACACUCUGAGAUCUACCCCAAGGACGAGGAGCUGAACGCCAUCCAGAAGAUCGUCUCCAACUCGGAGAAGGCGCUGAAGAUGGUGUCCGACGACAUCGCCGAGGCGGACGCGCCGAAAAAGGACGACGGCACCGCCAGCGAGAGCAAGGACGAGGAUGGCAAGGAGCUGCCUCGCACGCUGAAGGGCGUGAUGCGUGUCGGCGUCUUGGCCAAGGGACUGCUGCUGCAGGGCGACGCCGAUGUGCAGCUGGUAGUUCUCUGUGCCGAGAAGCCGACACGCACCCUGCUCGAGCGUGUCGCCAAUUUGAUGCCCAAACACUUGGCGACGGUGACGCCCGACGAGAAGUACGCGCUGAAGCUGAGCGUGGAGCAGGCGUCGCUCAUCAUCACCAACCAGACGGAGCCGCAGAUCAACGUCACCGUCACCCUGACUUCCCCGCUGAUGCGGGAUGGGGCCGCCGACGGUGAGCCAACUGCCUCCAAGGACCCGCCAGACGUCUUGGACAAGCAGAAAUGCCUCGAGGCCCUAGCGGCUCUGAGACAUGCUAAAUGGUUCCAGGCUAGGGCCAGCGGCGUGCAGAGCUGUGUGAUCGUCAUACGCAUAAUGCGUGAACUCUGUCAGCGUGUGCCCACAUGGACUCCGCUCAACACCUGGGCGCUGGAGCUGCUCGUGGAGCGGGUGGUGGCCUCUGCCGGCUUCCCGCUGGCGCCCGGCGACGCGCUGCGCCGCGUGCUCGAGGCCAUCGCGUCCGGCCUGCUGCUGCCGGGCACGCCGGGCCUGAUCGACCCGUGCGAGAAGGAGCCGGUCGACACGCUCUCCGGCCUGACGGCCCAGGAGCGCGAGGACAUCACGGCCUCGGCGCAGCACGCCCUGCGCCUGAUGGCCUUCCGACAGGUGCACAAGAUCCUCGGCAUGGACGCCCUGCCGCCGCCCAAGUUCAACCGCGGCAAGUUCAACCGGAAGCGGCGGCGCGACAACAGCUGCUCGGGCGAGAACGGCGACUCGGAGGGCGGUGAUGGUAAGAAGGACAAGAAGGAAGAUGAGAGCGAGGCGGCAAAGGCCGAUGCCAAGUGAUGACCCAAGUUCAGUUGCGGCUGGAGACUUGUGCCGUCAGAGGAACUUUGGCGUGGGGAUUUUCCGGCGCCCGGUCGGAUGGGCGUAGCUUUGUUGUCCACUUUCCUGUCUGUAGCCGUUGUUUCUGAAACACGCUGCACGCACCACUCAGUUGGUCACUGUAUGAUAGACAUCUGUGCGUUCAGUAACCACGAGGAGGAUGGUGGUGGCGAGUAAUCUCUCCCCCAGUCACCAUAUAUGUGUUUUUCGUGCUGUGCUAUAAUUUGGUCGACCCCGCCAGGGUAACAUCUUGGUAUGCGGAAUAGACCACUUGUAAUAUGUUAUAUUAAGUCGAGUGCAAGUUUUAGACUUGCGGCAUGUUAGGUCAUUGUAAGUUUAAUUGCUUGUGUCUGUAGUACAGUGGAAAUACACUAUGUGAUUGUGUAAA